CAGCAGCAUCUCAGGAAGAGUCAUGCAGCAUGAGAAAGCUGCAACUCUCAUCUCUCUGUGAGAUUCAUUUCUAUCAGAAGUCUGAGAAUCUUAUAUUUCUCAAGACCAUCUUCACGCGCCUUGUCUGUGAAAUUGAUGAGAGAAAUCAUCAAUUCCAGCAUUCUGUCCUUGAUGUCAUUCAAGUGAUAGCAGAGUUCACCCUGAUCACACUUUUUAAGUAUAGUGUUAAGACAAUGACUCAUUGUGACUGUGUUACUCUCACUGUGAGAGAUACACAGUUGAUAAUGAACAUUGUGAAGACUCUGAGAA
Messenger RNA from Blastomyces gilchristii SLH14081, 309 nucleotides. RefSeq lists its product as uncharacterized. Gene Ontology annotation, cellular component: nucleosome. The record is from RefSeq and is a predicted model, not a curated record. The annotation marks the transcript as partial. The transcript is spliced from 3 exons. NCBI's taxonomy places the organism in Eukaryota, Fungi, Ascomycota, Eurotiomycetes, Onygenales, Ajellomycetaceae. Gene Ontology annotation, molecular function: structural constituent of chromatin; protein heterodimerization activity; DNA binding.